AUGUCUCCUUAUCAGCUUGUCUUUGGAAAAGCAUGCCAUCUUCCGGUGGAGUUAGAACAUCGAGCAUUUUGGGCAUUAAAAACAUUGAACUUUGACAUAAAUGAAGCUGGGAUUGCAAGGAAACUCCAACUUAAUGAAUUGGAUGAAUUGCGAAAUGAAGCUUACGAGAAUGCGAAGAUUUAUAAAGACAAGACAAAAAUUGCCCAUGACAAAGCACUAGUACCCAAGCAUUUUGAGCCGAAUCACAAGGUGUUGUUGUUCAACUCAAGACUUCGAAUAUUUCCGGGCAAACUUCGUUCAAGAUGGUCUGGACCGUUUCUAGUUGUUCGUGUAUUUCCACAUGGGGCUGUUGAGAUUCAAGACAUGAAAACAGGUUCUGUCUUGAAGGUGAAUGGGCAUCGCCUCAAACCUUACUUGGAGCAAAUUGAUACUUUGCAAGAUCAAAGUAAGACUCUCGAGGUGUUGUACCUCGAUACUCCCCCAUCUAUGUGA
This is a messenger RNA of Prunus avium (sweet cherry), 492 nucleotides long. The record is from RefSeq and is a predicted model, not a curated record. NCBI's taxonomy places the organism in Eukaryota, Viridiplantae, Streptophyta, Magnoliopsida, Rosales, Rosaceae.